AUGAAUCGGGCAGAAACACGAAGACAGAGAUACUGUGACUUUUUUCGCAUUUCACUUAGAUCAAAUGGGGGGAACGAGAGGACCGAAGGAUUUAAAAAUCUAGUUUCAACCCUCUCUACGUGGCCGCCUUCUCAAAUCUCAGCCCAGGGCCAUGACGCGGAAGUCGCCUCCCUUGUGGGCAGCCACGGGGUCCGGGGACCCAGCCAGGUGGACCCCGGACCGCGUCCUAGAGUGGACGGCGCAUGCUCAGGAGGAAACGGCGCACACGCCGGCGGCGGACCGAGGCCGGCUGGGGGCGGGGGGGGGGGGGUCACGCGCUUGCGCACGCGCGCGGGGACACACAGGCGGAAGUGGCGCGUGGGAGCCGGUGUUGCGAGCACCUUCCGGGAAAGCGGCCGUCGUGGUGGGAAAUGCAGGAGUAGGAGAGAAGGAGGAGGUAGAAGAGGAGGUGAUGGCGACGGACCUGGGGAGGGGGAGACGUUCCGUCUGGCUGAGGCGCCACCCGGGCUAGGGUCACCCUUCCAGGUGACAUACCGGCUCUGGGGACUUGACACAGCAAGCAAAAGAAAGAACAAAAGAGAGGAAACAAAGAUCACUUUUAAAAGCAUUGAAUACAGCAAAAUAACAAUGGAUCUCAAGUUUAACAACUCCAGGAAAUAUAUUUCUAUUACUGUGCCAUCCAAAACCCAGACAAUGUCACCACAUAUCAAGUCUGUUGAUGAUAUUAUAGUUCUUGGCAUAAAUCUCAGCAAAUUUAACAAACUUACUCAGUUUUUCAUAUGUGUUGCCGGAGUUUUUGUAUUUUACCUAAUUUAUGGAUAUUUGCAGGAAUUAAUAUUUUCAGUGGAGGGUUUUAAGUCCUAUGGCUGGUACCUUACUUUAGUGCAGUUUGCCUUUUACUCCAUAUUUGGCCUAAUAGAACUUCAGCUUAUUCAGGACAAAAGGAGAAGAAUACCAGGAAAAACCUACAUGAUAAUAGCUUUUCUAACUGUGGGUACUAUGGGGUUAUCAAACACUUCUUUGGGCUACCUGAAUUAUCCUACCCAAGUCAUCUUCAAGUGCUGCAAAUUGAUUCCUGUUAUGCUAGGAGGAGUUUUUAUUCAAGGAAAGCGUUACAGUUUUGUGGAUGUGUCUGCUGCACUGUGUAUGAGCCUUGGCCUGAUAUGGUUUACCCUAGCUGAUAGCACAAUUGCACCAAAUUUCAACCUGACAGGUGUGAUGCUUAUUUCCCUGGCACUAUGUGCAGAUGCUGUCAUCGGAAAUGUUCAAGAGAAAGCUAUGAAACUGCAUAAUGCUUCUAAUUCUGAAAUGGUUUUGUAUUCGUAUUCGAUUGGUUUUGUGUACAUUUUAUUGGGGCUGACAUGCACUAGUGGAUUAGGCCCUGCAGUAACGUUUUGUUCAAAGAAUCCAAUUCGGACCUAUGGUUAUGCUUUCCUAUUUUCUCUCACUGGAUAUUUUGGAAUCUCCUUUGUUCUGGCUUUGAUUAAAAUUUUUGGUGCACUUCUUGCUGUAACAGUGACAACAGGGAGAAAAGCAAUGACCAUUGUACUUUCAUUUAUAUUCUUUGCUAAACCAUUCACAUUUCAGUAUGUGUGGUCUGGUUUGCUAGUUGUCCUCGGUAUAUUUCUCAAUGUUUACAGCAAAAAUAUGGAUAAAAUAAAACUGUCAUCACUGUAUGAUCUGAUAAACAAAUCAGUGGGAGCAAGGAAGUCAAGGACAUUGGCACAAACUGUGUAGGCAGUGAUUUGUCCUGCAUAACACAGAACAUUAAGGGAACAAUUGUCAAUUAACUUUCCAAAGGGAUUGUUGUGAAAACCAAAGGCGUUGGAGGCAUUGCUACCUGUUUGUGGAUGGAUUACAUAUGAAGCAGUUUUGUGGUGUCAGCCUUUACUUCUGAACACUUGUUUGAGUUUGAAGCAAUCAAGAAAGCCGCAUCUAGCACACCUUGCAAUAAAAUGUCAAUAUGAAAGGCCAUAAUUUCUAGCAGUUUACUGAGAAUUUCACUGGAAAUGGACCAUGUUUCAAGACUAAUUGGAUAUUAUUAUGCAUUAUAGCAUAUCAAAGAAAUUGAUAUUUAAUAGCAGGUUGCUUUAUCUUAAUUCCAUUUUGGUGGUGUUAUUUAAAUUGAUUCUCUGUUGUAAGAGUAAACUGAUGAGUUAGUCUGGAGAGAAUAACAUUCAUUGUAAAUAAAAUUAUUCCUUGAUUUUUUUU
Carlito syrichta (Philippine tarsier) is the source of this 2211-nucleotide messenger RNA. It is a transcript of the gene SLC35B3, whose product is annotated as solute carrier family 35 member B3. Gene Ontology annotation, molecular function: 3'-phosphoadenosine 5'-phosphosulfate transmembrane transporter activity. NCBI's taxonomy places the organism in Eukaryota, Metazoa, Chordata, Mammalia, Primates, Tarsiidae. The coding region runs from base 1 to 1737 and encodes 578 amino acids. The record is from RefSeq and is a predicted model, not a curated record. The transcript has 11 exons. Gene Ontology annotation, biological process: transmembrane transport. Gene Ontology annotation, cellular component: Golgi membrane; endoplasmic reticulum membrane.